Molecule: messenger RNA, 1496 nt
Organism: Monomorium pharaonis (pharaoh ant)
Lineage: Eukaryota; Metazoa; Arthropoda; Insecta; Hymenoptera; Formicidae
Gene: Sld5
Product: DNA replication complex GINS protein SLD5
Exons: 1
Coding region: 315-965 (216 amino acids)
Biological process (GO): DNA-templated DNA replication; double-strand break repair via break-induced replication
Cellular component (GO): GINS complex
Source: RefSeq, a predicted model, not a curated record
CUUCGCGCGGUUGAAUUUAAACCUGAUCGACAGUUGAUCGAAAACUUCGAGAUAAGUGGUCACGUGAGAAAUUAAAAUUCGAGAUUCAAAAUGGCGCGAAAACAGUAAUUCUUCGGUAACAGCGGUUGGCUGCGUGCACAUGCAAUAUUUAUCGUGUGUGCGACAUGAAACCGGCGAUAAUAUCGUGAUGAAUUGUAUGAGCAACGCAAGUAACAGAUAUUCACAAGAAGGUUUGACACGACAGUUAUAGGAAAAAAGACGAAACAGAAAACGUUUUCUUCGCGGAUAUACCUUUAACCAUUCCGACAGUCUUUAUGGAAGGAAGUCUCGAGGACAAUUUGCUGGACGACGGCGACGAUGACGAGGAACUAUCGGCGCAGACGGCGCUCCAGAAUAUCGAGAACGCCUGGCUGAAUGAACGAUUCGCGCCUGAGAUCCUGCCGCACAAGUCCGAUCUUGUGGACUGCAUGCUGCAGCAGAUUACGCACAUGGAGGCGAACAUUAGGAGGUUAGACAGGAACGAUCUGCGGGCGCUGGUCCACCGAAUGGAGCUUGACCGGAUCAGAUACGUGAUCAGCAGCUACCUGCGCGCGCGACUGGAGAAGAUCGAGCGGUACACGCUCCACAUCCUAUCGGAGGAGGACAAUCGAAGUCCGGAGGAGAGUUACCUGACGCCAGGCGAACUUCGCUUCGCCAGGGAGUACCGGGAUAAUCUGGAGGCGCUCUUCAAGACGGUCGCGUUGGACCACAUGCCGCCCAACUUUCGUGAAUUUGAGAAAAACAAGUUGACCGUUAAGCCCAACCUACAGGCACACGUGUUUCUUCGGGCGAAUCGAAGGGUCACUGGUAUAGUUCUACCUGGUGUGCUGAACGAGGAAAUCGAUUUCGAACAGGAUUCACAGCACAUUAUUCAGUACAGUGCUGUAGCACAAUUGGUUAAGUCUGGUGUGGUGCAGUUGAUUUGAUAUUCUUAGGUUGAGAGGAAAAAGUUGUAAUAUAUCUCUUUUCAGUAUAUAUUUUUGUUUGUGCAUAAUAUUUUAUAUAAUCAUAAUAUAAUUUAAAUUUUGAUUAAUGAAAUUGACUUAAAAGAAACCAUUAAUUAUUUGUCGACUAUCAAUUUGAGUAUUAAAAAUAAUUUAUAACAUAUUACUAUCUCAUUCCCUGUUUAAAAGUUUAUGUAGUUGAUAUUAUGAUAUUAGACUGUCUUUUUCACUGCACUGUUACACUGUGACAAUAAGUUAGUAUGAGACGAAUAUAUAUGUGUCUCAGAGAAAUGAAAUUUAUUAACAGCUACUUAACUAUUUAUACCGAUUAACUGUGCUGCAGUUGAUGUUUCUUAAAAAAAAAAAUAGUAAUAAUUUUUUAAUGGUAUUUUCAAAUAAUUAAGAAAAUAUCUGAGUAUUGAGAAUUCUUUCUUUCAUAAAAUGCUGUUUAAAAUAAAGGGUUGAUUAGAAUUAAGCAAACACAAGUAUUAAAUAUAUUUUUACUUAAAUUUC